UCUUUCGGAGGGGGCGCUGCGAGCCCUUCGUGAAGCCCUCGGCUGAAUGCUGUGCCGCCUGGUGAAAACGCGAAGGUUCAGAGCGGUCUCCUGGUCUCAGCGGCAGGGAUCGUCGUCGUCCUCGUCUUCGUCCUCGUCGUCUUCGUCCACGUCGUCGUCCUCGUCGUCUUCGUCGUCGUCGUCGAUCUGGUCGUCCUCGUCGUCCUCGACGUCCUCUUCGUCGUCGUCGUCCUCGUCGUCGUCGUCGCCGCCGUCGUGCGUCCAGAAGCAUGCCGCGCCCCGCCGCCCCGCGCGCGCUGCUGGCGCUCGCCGCGCUGCGCCUGCUGGCGCCCUGCAGCGCCGGGGGCGGCCUGCGGGCGGCGGGCCGCGUCGCUCUGGGCGACGCGGAGGCCGCGCUGGCCGCGGAGCUGCGCGGCGGCCGCAGCGAGGAGAGACUGAGGGGGCUCGAGGACGCGCUCCGCGGCACGUUCACCGCGCUCCCCAAGGACGCAGAUGGCCGCCUCGGGCACCUGGGGGUCCGCUACGUCCUGCACCGCCUCUUCGUGCAGCGCCGCGGCUGGUACGUCAAGGGCCUCGAGCCUGGGGCCGAGGCGCCGCAGGAGGAAUGGGUGCCGUCCUUCCUGCAGAGCAGGCUCGAGCAGGAGCUCGCCGGCCGUGGCGCGACGCUGCGGGACUUGGCCGUGCUCUCCGCGGCGAUCGAGGACCUCAUCAGGCAGGAAGCAGCAGGUCGCCUGGAGGCCGUGUACGGCAUGCACGGCCUUUCCGCCAGGGCGAGGCUGGACAAGACGCAGGCCGAGCAGGUCAUAACAACGUUCUACGUCGCCUUCCUGACGGAGGGUGAUUUCAACGUCACCGGCUCAGAGGAGGUGGAGCGCGCCAAGCAGCUGUUCGCGCAGGAGUACACGGGCUGGACCGAAUCGGUGGAGUGGCUCAAGGGCAUCGUGGCCACCGCCAUGGAGUCGGAGCUGGCGCCGGGCGACGAGGAGUACAGCUACGAGGUCAUCGAGCGCGUCGCCCUGGACAUCGGGGAUAAUUAUUACAAGUUCAACGACCUGGAGUGCCAGGCGCUCAAGGCGGAGAUGAAAGGUCUGGAGUCCAGGAAGGCUGGGCGUGUGAGGCUGCCGGAGUUCUACAAGAAGGCCCUGUACAGCCACUGGCGCUUCGACGAGAAGCUCGAAUACCUCCGCACCCUCGGCGCCGCGGAUGAGACGGAGCAGGGCAACCCCCUGGUCAUCCUGCCGAACUACCUCACGGCGCGUACCAACUGCCUCGAGGCGACGGGCAUCUAUGCGGUGUGCUGCCGGAACGAGUGCGAGGACCUGAUGGGGCGCCUGGAGGCGGAGGUGGCUGCCCCGGAGGCCACCCCCGCCGAGCUCAUCCCGAU
Molecule: messenger RNA, 1384 nt
Organism: Prorocentrum cordatum
Lineage: Eukaryota; Dinophyceae; Prorocentrales; Prorocentraceae
Source: the annotation of a GenBank genome assembly